AUGAUUGAGAAAAUAAGACAAAUAUUUAAGGAGGUGAAUAAGGAAAACAGAGACCCGGCAGCCACCAGACCAAGAAAGCUCUGGGCAGCUGCUGCAAGCGAUCCUCCAACAACUCCGAUUGAACUAAAUCCCACGAGUGCAAGAAGGCCGGGGGCUCCAAUGCAAAGGGCAAUGCUCCCAACUGCAAUUACACAAAAAUAA
Messenger RNA from Acaulospora morrowiae, 201 nucleotides. Lineage: Eukaryota; Fungi; Glomeromycota; Glomeromycetes; Diversisporales; Acaulosporaceae. The record is from the annotation of a GenBank genome assembly.